AUGCCCGCUGCUGGUGUGAAGAAUGAAGGGGUGGUGAAAAAGGAAGGGGGUGGUAGUGACGCACCUAGCCUUUCAACCUGCAAGCCUUCCGCGCCCAAGCGGGCCAAGAUUACUGAUUUUGGUCUUGCCAACAAGUGGGAGGACAGCAGGUUGAUCAGGGAUGUUCUUCGGGAGAAUGGGGCGCUGAUCAAAUGGCUCAGUGAGAAACAGGUCAAUAUCAUCAAUUUGGAGACUUUGGGGCUUAACUCCACUGUGAUGUGUAUGGUCGCGGAUUACCAUUGUUCUCGAACCACCACUGUCAGAGCUCCUGGCAUUGACUUUCUGAAAGCUCAGGUGUGGAAGCUACAGGCCCUCUUGGAGCGACCGCUGGAUGCGGUCGGCAUCCAUCAUGAUGCAUGGGCGAUCAAGAAACUCUUCACACAUUCUUUGAAGCGAUCGGGGUCGGACAGCCGUAACUCUUUGGAGAAUCGCAGUCCUGUUCGACGAGCUGCAGGGGUUGGUGAAUACUACGAGAUCCUCUACAAGCACUGGGACGCUCCCUUGAAAGCUCUCGAGGCACAGCGGGCUGAGAGGGCCUCGAAGGGGCAGAGCAAGUCUGAAGUGAUAGAGAUUGAGGAUGAUGAUGGUGCUGACCUAGUUGCCCUUGAAAACCAAUCCCUGGAGCAAGCCCGGAAUGGGAUUGUUGUGCCUGGUGUGGUUGUCAUCAAUAUUGAUGCUCCCGAAGGAGGUCAGAAAAAGGGUGGGGAGUGCGAGAAGGGUGAAAAGGGUGAGAAGGGUGAGGGUGUGAAUGAGGAUGUGGCACUUUCCCUGCCAGAACCUUUUGCCAAAGGUGUCAAGUUUCGCAUGACCAUCGACGAUGUGUUGAACCCGCCUAAUUUGCCUCCCAUGUUGCCUCGGGAAGUCGACAGAGAGCCUGCCCGACCCAAAUCCAUGGAGGAGUGUGAGGAAAGAAUCAAAUACAUCCAGCAGAAGCUUGCGGAGAAGAUCGACCAGAAGGAAAGGAAUGCAAACGAGGAGAAGGAAAAGAAGGCUGAGGAUCUGGAGGUCCCUGUGGGGGUCGACCCGAGCUUGGUGCAGACCCUGCCCUACGAUCCUGAAGUGGCAGCUGCUGAAAUUGCCACAAGCCCUGUUGAGGUGAUGGAGAGCCCCAUGAAAAGUGUCCUUGAUACGGAAAAUUCCUGGUGGAAAUGUGAGCAAUACUUUCUGGAGAUGAAAAAGUUCAAGGAGCAACAAGAAGCAGUGCCUGAUUCCCAAACCCAUGGCACUGAUGAUGCACAUGAGAACUUGUCAACGAGCCUUCAAGAAGCAAGCCUCGAGCCAAUCGCUGAACCUGAGAUCAGCCCCCAGCCUCAGUUAUCAGCUGCCUCGAAGUCGGAUGAGCCCAAGGUGGAUGAAAUUUCCCAGCCUUCGGCCCCAGGAGCUCAAUCCAAAUUGGAUGCUGGAGCUGAAGCUUUCGAGGGUGUCCCCAACACUGAUGGCGAACAGAAGGUAUCUGAGGGAGAUGAGAAGGAAGGAGGUGAAGUGGAAAAGGUGAAGGAAAGCGGAGGUACCCAAGAUCCUCCCAGUCCCGUUGAACAGCCUUUGGAUUCCGUUCCCAAGCCUGAAGACGAUGAGGUUGAGAUCGUGGAGCCCCCGAACAAGAAUGGUCCUGAUGGUUCCAAGGCCCCUGUGGUUCGCCGCAUCGCGCAGUUCAAGAACAAGACAGGUCAGCCCAUGGAUGUGCCCGACGAUGAUGAUGAUGAUGAAGGAAGCAAGCCCCCUGCCCGCAGGAAAGCAGAGCCCAAGCCCAAGGGCAAAGGAAGGGGGAAAGGAAAGGGAAAGACGAAGGCGGCGCCAAAGGUAAAGGCAAAAGCAAAAGCAAAGUCUUUGCCUAAGGGCAAAGCAAAGGGAAAGGCAAAGCAUGUGAAGGGCAAAGGCUCUGAAGACAAAGUUGAAGCAGAAGAUUCUGAUGAAAAGGAGGUGGAGGACACGGAGACCGAGGACGCUGACAAGGACUUGGACAUCGAGGACGUGCAGAACAAGGACGUGGAGCCCAAGGACGUGGAGCCCAAGGACGUUGAGACCAAGGACGUGGAGCCUGAAGACAAUGAGAAGCCUGUGGACAAGAAGAAGAAGCGCAAAGCUGAAAGUGAGAAGGAGGAAACUCCCGAUCAAAAGCCAGCUUCGAAGAAGCCCAAAAAGGAUGCUAAGAGUUUUGCCCGCCGCCCUUGCCCCAGUACCAGCCCGGCCAAAGACAAAUGGAUCGCCAUCUCCCAGACCUUCAAGUCCCAGGUCCAGCAGCAGAUCUUAGAAGCAGGUGAGAAAGUUUCCAAGUGGGAGGAGAGAGGGAAGGGGGUGUCAGGGAGAUGCUGGCAAGGGGCUCUUUUAUCAUCUUAUACAAGUUUAUGUAAAAUGUUUGAUUGGGUGGAUGGGGAUGGAUUCUUCAUGAUUGUUUUCCCUGUAAGGAGCCUUUCCUGA
Messenger RNA from Cladocopium goreaui, 2457 nucleotides. Lineage: Eukaryota; Dinophyceae; Suessiales; Symbiodiniaceae. The record is from the annotation of a GenBank genome assembly.